GACACGCCUCUGCAACAUCGCGUGGUCAACGGGGAGAGUGCCUCUGGAUUGGCAGACCGGGGUGGUAGUCCCUCUUUUUAAAAAGGGGGACCGGAGGGUGUGUUCCAACUACAGAGGGAUCACACUCCUCAGCCUCCCUGGUAAGGUCUAUUCAGGGGUGCUGGAGAGGAGGGUCCGUCAGGAAGUCGAGCCUCAGAUUGAGGAGGAGCAGUGUGGUUUUCGUCCCGGCCGUGGAACAGUGGACCAGCUCUACACCCUUAGCAGGGUCCUUGAGGGUAUGUGGGAAUUCGCCCAACCAGUCUACAUGUGUUUUGUGGACUUGGAGAAGGCGUUUGACCGUGUCCCUCGGGGAGUUCUGUGGGGGGUGCUUCGUGGGUAUGGGGUACCGAACCCCCUGAUACGGGCUGUUCGGUCACUAUACCACCGAUGUCAGAAGUUUGGUUCGCAUUGCCGGCAGUAAGUCUGAAUCGUUUCCAGUGAGGGUAGGACUCCGCCAAGGCUGCCCUUUGUCGCCGAUUCUGUUCAUAACCUUUAUAGACAGAAUUUCUAGGCGCAGCCGAAGCGUUGAGGGGGUCCGUUUUGGGGGCCUCAGUAUUGCAUCGCUGCUUUUUGCAGAUGAUGUGGUGCUGUUGGCUCCUUCAAACGGGGCUCUCCUACUCUCACUGGAGCGUUUCGCAGCCGAGUGUGAAGCGGUUGGGAUGAAAAUCAGCACCUCCAAAUCUGAAACCAUGGUCCUCAGUCGGAAAAGGGUGGAGUGCCCCCUCCGGGUCGGGGAGGAGAUCUUACCCCAAGUGGAGGAGUUCAAGUGUCUUGGGGUCUUGUUCACGAGUGGGGGUAGGAGGGAGCGGGAGAUCGACAGGCGGAUCGGUGCAGCGUCUGCUGUGAUGCGGACGUUUUAUCGGUCUGUAGUGGUGAAGAAGGAGCUGAACCAAAGGGCGAAGCUCUCAAUUUACCGGUCGAUCUACGUUCCAACCCUCACCUAUGGUCACGAGCUAUGGGUCGUGACCGAAAGAACGAGAUCCCGGAUACAAGCGGCUGAAAUGAGUUUUCUCCGCAGGGUGUCCGGGCUCUCCCUUAGAGAUAAGGUGAGAAGCUCAGUCAUCCGGGAGGGGCUCAGAGUCGAGCCGCUUCUCCUCCACAUCGAGAGGAGCCAGAUGAGGUGGCUUGGCCAUCUGAUUCGGAUGCCUCCUGAGCGCCUCCCUGGUGAGGUGUUCCGGUCAUGUCCCACCGGGAGGAGACCCCGAGGAAGACCCAGGACACACUGGAGAGACUAUGUCACCCAGCUUGCCUGGGAACGACUUGGGAUCCCCCGGGGAGAGCUGGAAGAAGUAGCUAGGGAGAGGGAAGUCUGGGCUUCCCUGCUAAAGCUGUUGCCCCCGCGACCCGGCCCCGGAUAAGCGGUAGAUGAUGGAUGGAUGGAUGGAUGGAUGGUAAUUCGCUGACUAGCUUAGCGCCGUUGUUUGCGCAUGAACGGUGAUGAUGUCAUCUGAAUGGUUGCCCUCUAUGUCAAUCAAGUAACGGGAUUGAUGAUAGGCUGACGUAGUACGUUCUGUGUACUUAGCGCCUUGUUUGAAUGGCAUUGCCGUGGCGUUUUCGACCCUUGUCGUGUGAAAGCCCGGUAGCCGCAUUGAACCAGCCAAAGAGCCGCAUGCGGCUCGUGAGCCGCGGGUUGGCCACCCCUGCUCUAAAGUACAGUCAAUCCUGCUAUACAGUGGGGCACCUUUCGCACCCUCACUAGAUUGUGGAUUUUUAAGUGAUCACUCAUGGGUUUUUACAGGAUACAAACUCAUUUGAAUUUACAGUUACACACCUUCAGUGUAGUACCACGUUGUGCUGCAACAGGCUAUGCAGCACUACUAGAAGACAUGCAGGAUAAAAGAAGAGCAAGACGAGGAGGCAGAGCAAGUGACAAACUCAAUUCUAAUACAAUAUUAGUGCGUGCAGCGCACACACACACACA
Molecule: messenger RNA, 1960 nt
Organism: Hippocampus zosterae (dwarf seahorse)
Lineage: Eukaryota; Metazoa; Chordata; Actinopteri; Syngnathiformes; Syngnathidae
Exons: 2
Coding region: 699-1397 (232 amino acids)
Source: RefSeq, a predicted model, not a curated record